GUGUGGUUCAUGCGUUACGGUAGCCGUUUGAAAUCGACCGUCGGAUACAAAGCAAAGUGAUUGUUGGAAAAUUCACUACAUUUCAUUAACUCACGAAAGAAAAAUAAAUAAUUAUGAAUUAAAUAUGCAUAAAUGGAGAAUAUGUGAUUGAAAAAAAUUGAAAAAUAAAAUCGUUUGUGUUUGGAGGAAAAUGUAAAGUGUUUCGGUGUGUGGCUUCAUUUCCUUUUGCGAAAAAGGUUCAGCCAUUAAAUAACACAACGACAACAACAACAACAGCACACCCAUCUACCACACAAUCGCAGCAUUAGCAUCAGCAUCGGCAUACAGCACAGGAACCUCCUCUGCGCUUUGGCUUGAUAACAUCGGCGGCGCUAACAUUGUCACCUCGGUUUAUUUGCUUGCGGAACGCCGCGUCUCCGCACUUCACCACCGAACGUCACGUACGCGUGUACCCUCUCACCUAUGCGCCACUCGGACCUGAUAGUCACCGUGUGUUAAAGUGUGUUGUUGGUUUUGUGUUUGUGCAUGAGUAUGUACUUAAGCUCGUAAACGGAUUUAAGAAACUCACAAAAGGGGAAAGUGGCUAGCGAGUGAGAAGAAACCGUAACGUAACGAGAAGACGUUGCGCAAGAGACAUUAAAUUAAUUGGGGCUUUUGUGUGAAAAUGGGUGAUUAUCAUCAUGAAUAUACGGACCAAUAUAGGGUGCCGGUCAUCGCGAAGCUUUUGCAUGCAUUGCCGCACUACAACAUCACUUUCCACAAAAUCAACAGCACAUUUCGCCCGAAUGACGAAAUCUAUUUGGAGAGUUUGGGUAUAUUGGGUUCCGUGCCGGCCGCGCUGCUCAUCAUAUCCCUACUUGGACUGCUGCUCUACUUAAUGACACGAUGUUGUGACAGAAAACCACGACCAGCACAUUCCAUUACAAGUUUGAAAGUUGCCCUCUCCAUUGUAACGGUAAUGUGCUGUGCGGCGAUAGGACUCGGCUUAUAUGGCAACGAUGAUCUCCACAAUGGACUGCUAGAAGUGCUGACUGCCGGGCGCAAAGUUGAUAAUUUGGUUACCACCAUACGAAAUCAGACUCACAUACUAGAGAAUACUUUAAAGAAUCGCAUUCGGCCUCAACUGGUUGAGUUGGCCGACAUUUUUGACCAACCCGUCGCCAACCAGACCGCGCUCUCCAUACUCUUCGUAUCACUGAACAUUGUGCAAGGCAAUGUGACGCUGGCCACUAAUGCGGCUGGCGACAUACGUCGACCAUUGUUGGGUAUUUCUAUGACACAGUUUUUGUCGCGUGGCGAUCAGUGGGAACUCAUACGCUGGCCGGGUACUGUUGCUACUUUAGCGCUGCUAUUAGUACUUUGUGCCGUCUUAUUGGUGGGCGUGGCGCGUCAUUCACGUUGUGCACUCAUCUUAUUCAGCGUUUGUGGCCUACUUGCGGUUACCGGUUCUUGGCUAAUGUCUGGUCUCUACCUGUCAUCAUCCGUUGCAGUAGGUGAUCUCUGUAUUAAUCCGGCUGAUUUCCUAGUCUCCACUUCGCCACGUGAUCUUCCGACUAAUGUUCUGCUCCAUUAUACGCAAUGUGAACCCGGUCACACUAAUCCAUUCACACAACGUUUGCGUGAGUCGCAAAAUUCGCUCAAUAAUGCACGCAGCGCCAUGGCUACGGUUAUGAAGAUAUCAUUGGUGCUCUUCAAGUCGUCCGGAUUGCAACCGAAAUUGGGCGCAGUUAAUGCGGAUUUAAAUAGCAGUGAGCGCUUGCUUACCCAACUCACAGCUUUGGUGGAUUGUAAGGCUGUGCAUCACAACUUCUUGGCCGCUGCCAGAGGACUCUGCGAAGGUGGACUGCUCGGUCUGGUAUUGAUGUUGAUUGCGAGCUUUAUUGCUGCGAUCCUCCUGACAAUUAUGGUUUGGGUUGACUCACAUACCUGGAUCUAUAUACGUAAGCGUAAUGACUAUGCACAGGUCGAUGAACCGUCGUAUAUUUCACAUCCGGCACCACAGAAUCAUCAACAAAUGAUGAAUGCGGCACGUACAUUGCCGCGCAACCACAACGGGCACUUCAGUCCGCCGGUAAUCAGUGGCUCGCACACCUUGCAGCAUCCGUCUAAGCGACAGCAGCACGAGAUGAUGGCGCAUGCGCACAUGCAGCAGAACAUGAGGGCUAUGGGCACGCAUACGCUGGGUCGUUUGCCGUCGCACAAUCAUAGCCCUACCCACUUGACUGGUCCCAAUAACGCCUGUAGCGAUCCAGCACGAAGUCAACCGGCACUCCAGCAGCAACAACAAGCGGCACAGCAACAACUCGCCCAGCAGCAAGCUCAACAAUUGGCCGGCCAACCGAUCUAUUGUCACCAUCCGCAUCCACAUUCGCAUGCCGCUGUCGCUGCCGCGGUACAACACCAACAUGCGAUCUAUCAUCAACAGCAACAACAGGCAGCUCAACAAUAUGGCACCUAUGCCACAGCAGCUCAUCCAGCACAUCACAUGACAGCUGCUCAACAAGGCCAAAUCUAUCAACAGAUACCGGCACACAUUGCCGCCCUGCAGCCGAAUGGCAAUCCGCAUUCGAUUUAUCAGCCUCUGGUAGCUGUUAGCCAGGGCUCAAUUUAUGUCUCGAAUAUGGCAACGAUGCGUCGUCAGAAUUCGCAGGGUCAAGGUCACCCACAAAUACCCGCACAUCAUGUACCGCCACAUCAGCAACAGCAGCCACCACCACCAAAUCAACCGCAACAACAGUCACACAAUCAAAUGAAGUCGCCACAGGAUGGUUUGCAUCAUCGUGAUAUACCUGCCACAUCGGGUAUGGAUACGGCAAUCUAUGAUCGUGAUAAACAGAUCUACAAGUGUUCGACACUGCGUCAAGGUGGCAAAUUCGAUCCCAAGUAUAAACCUUCGAUCUUGAAUUGCCCAUUGCCAGAGAUACCGAAGGACGCAGAGCCACCCAGGGUUGAGUCAAUUUAUCAACAGCAACAGAGCUACUCAAAGACGCUGCAACGGCCACCCAUGAAGUUGCCACCACAGAUGAAAGCCAUACCACCGCCACGAAUUGGCACACCCACCUCGCCGCCGCCACCGAACGCCAGUGCGCACACUGACCACCCACAACAUGCGGCCGCACAGCAACAGCAACAGCAACAACAACAGCUGCAUCAACAGCAGCAGCAACAACAACAGCAAAUGCAAAAUGGUGCAGCGACAACAGUGGAUAAUCGACAGGCGAACGACGAUUCGUCAUUACCCCUGCCACCGCCACCACUCGAGGCCACAACGGAUGUGGGUAAUGUCGGUGUGAGUGGUGGUGUUGGUGGCGGUGGCGGUGGCAUCGGUUCACCACCCAAGCCUGGUCAUGGUUUGAAUAAUAACAACAAUAACAACAACAUCAACUCGAAAAGUAACAACAGCAAUUGCCAACCAAACAACAGCAACAACGGCAGCAGCAAUGGCAGUAGCAACAACAGCAGCAACGGUGGCAACAAUGCCGGCAGCAACAAUAGUAACGGCGGCGCCAAUACAUUGCCGCUACACAAUGGCAGUUCGGCGAAUAAUAUGGAUGAUGACGACGACUUGCCGCCACCACCGCCGCCCGCCAUCACCGACGACUCCAACUAUGCCGUGACGGAACUGUAAGAGGCAACGACCUAAAAACAUAUGAACAAAACAAAAAAAAAAAAAAACAAAGAAAAUGAAAACACAAACAAAAAAAAAACAAAAAAACAAUUUCUUUGAAAUAGUUUAAGUGAGACUUUUGACUUCAAGACUAAUUGGUCGUAUGUGGGGGACGUCGGAAAGCAAUAAGUAUGCCACUCGUAGUUUCGCGCGCGGGUAGCGGUGCGGUGUGACGCUUACACACGCACACACACACAUGCACACUGCCGCUGUGUUGUGUCGUUGUUUCAUAGUUCGUGUAGUUGUAGAUUUUAAGAUUCCAGUUAAUGUUGUUGUUACGAAUCUGGGUAAUAGAAAGGAUAAUGCUUAGACCUAAAUACAUACAUACAUACAAACAUACAUUGAAAUACAUGCAAAAAUAACAAAAGAUGAGUAAUACUUAAUUCGAGUAGCUAAGCGCGCAUACAUACAUAUAUACUAUAGUAAGCAUACAUACAUACAUACAUGUAUGCAUAUACAUAUGUGUGUGUGUGUCGUAUUACACAGUAAGCAAAUAAGUAAAUAAAUAAAAAGAAUAUGUAACUGAAUAGUUGAAAGGAAUUAAUGAGAUUUAAUGGUGCAUUUAAAUUUAAAUUUAUUACAAGUAUACAAGGACGCGACGCAAUGUAAACUAUUGCCGAAGCGCAAUUCGUGGAAUUUAGCGAAAAAAUUGAAACGAAUAUUUGAUUGUGUUCAGCAAUGCUACAGGCUAAAUGAAAAUGGCGAGAAAUUGAGAUAAUAUUCGUCAGUAGGUGAGAAGUGCUAAAAUUAAUUAUGUGUAAGUAAACGGAAGCAACGGUCUAGAGAUGAGCACUUUAGUGUGGGCUUAGCGGAUCUGAAGGCGAAGCUAGAUAUUUUUUACAUAAGCAUAUUAUUGUUUAUAUGUCUAUAUUUUUUAUUUAUUAAAACAUUUUGUUUUUUUA
Bactrocera tryoni is the source of this 4569-nucleotide messenger RNA. RefSeq names its product protein tweety. The transcript has 9 exons. Gene Ontology annotation, molecular function: volume-sensitive chloride channel activity; intracellularly calcium-gated chloride channel activity. NCBI's taxonomy places the organism in Eukaryota, Metazoa, Arthropoda, Insecta, Diptera, Tephritidae. Gene Ontology annotation, cellular component: plasma membrane. The record is from RefSeq and is a predicted model, not a curated record. The coding region runs from base 665 to 3628 and encodes 987 amino acids.